AGAAAAUUUGAAAAAAUGGUGAGGAAAAUGAUUGAACUGAUAAAGGUAAAAGGAAAAUACUGGCCAAAACAAAAUUGUCUGCGGAUGACAGGUAAAAUUUUUAAUAGUUUGAGGACUGAUUGUUUUCUAAAUUGUUUUCACAGGCCUCCACUGGCAAACUGUUCUUCUGAGUCAUCUGAAAGUGCCUUAGACAGCAUAGCUAAGAAUACAUUUGGUGUGAAUAAUGUUGCAUUUCUGAGUUGUGUCAAAACCUCAUAUGACAAGGAAAUAAAGCCAGACCAAGUUACCAGACUUGCACUUAGGAAAGAAGUUAAUUUUGACAGUAUCUGCAGAAAGCCAAAGUCUACUGCAUAUGAGCGAGCUAUUGCAAGACUUGCAACACACCCCCUUCUGAAACCCAAAAUUGCUGAACUUAAGGCUGCUGUAAAAGAUUUUAAGGAUGCAAGACAGAACCCAGCCAAAGCCAAUCCUUCAGAAAAGAAGUCAGAAGCUCAGCCUAAAUCAGCACAAAAUUCCAACAGCAACUUGAAUGAACAAGCUCUUAAACUAGUUCAAAGUCAGCGAGGAUUUGAAGACAAAACUAAAAUGAGUGUGAAAAUGGGAACUGUAGGAGGAGCUGAUAAACUCAGUGAGAGUGAACCUGAACAGGAAAUUAUGGAAAUGGAAAGACUUCCAAAAGAGUUUUUGUCUCAGACAGUAGAAAUGCAAGCGAUCACUCAGACAGGAAAGAAACUUGGCUGUAAAAAAAGGAAAGAAAAUGUGAGCAUGAAUAAAUUAUCUGCAGUGAAACAAAUGAUUAGGGAUGAUAGUGACCUGGAACACAGUGAAGUGGAGUACUUUGAUGAUAGUACUGAAGAGAGGUUUUAUAACCAGACAUCAAAUUCUGAUAGCGAUAGCAAUGAUGAUUUCUUCAUUGGCAAAGUAAAAAGAAAGAAGAAAACAGCAGCAGUUAAUGAUCUUUCUUCAGUAAAAGAAAAGAAUAUACUUCAGAAAAACAUAUUGAAGGAAGAAAAGAGUACAGUAUCCGGGACAGUGCAAAAUUUGAUCAUGGAAGAAAAACCACAUGAAAAAGCAAGGAAGCUGGAAUCAGUGUUCUGUACUUCUUUGUCUACCUGCAAUCAGAAAUCCCAAAACAGAAGAAAUACGAAAGACCAACCUCUCGAAAACAGACAAACAGCUCUUCUUAAAAAGGAACCACAGCUCAAAAAACAAUCAUUUGCAAAAACCUCCAUUCUUAAACGUGACAGUAAGAAUCCACGUUUGGAGCAACCUCUUCAUCCUUCAUGGGAAGCAAGCAGGAGACGUCGGGAACAGAUGUCACAAAUUACAGCGUUCCAGGGCAAAAAGAUUAGAUUUGAUGACUAGGUUGUAUAUAAAUCGAGAUUUUAAAAUAUGAUUAUUGUGAAUUUGCAUCUUACAAUGUUUUUGUAUGUGGUAAAAACUGGAGUUUGAACAGUUCUUGGGGGUAAGGACAGAAAACAAUGUAGAAAUCUUCACUGAAAUAAUAUUUUCCAUUUCUCAAGAAUUUAUGCCCGUUAAUCCAUGUUUGGCUGUCUUAAUAAUUCCAAUUUCAUAAUACCCCUGUUUAUGGAAUAUGCCCUAACAUGACUGAAUGGGUUUUAAGAACAUCAUCUGUGCCAUGUAGAAGUAAUUCUCUGAAGUUUUAUUUUUGUAAAAAUGUACUUUUAAGUGCUUGAGGGAUUAGAUCUAAGGUAAUAGGUAAGAAUACCACUACUGAAGUGAUAAUCCUAGGUCUGUAUUAUGAAAUAACAUCUCUGGUGAGGAAAAGAAAUCUCUUAAGCUUGAACAGACUUUACAAAUUCGUGAAUGUGUCAGGUAGCUAUGAAAGCCAAUUAGUAAUGCACAUGUUCUGGGUAGCAAUAAAAUAUUGGCCUGUUAAAUUGUGGUCUCUGUUGUUCUUUGGUUAUACUGCUGCUUUGAGCUACUGCAGCAGUGUCUUUAAUACUCCUGCCCUGGAGAUUGUAUCUGGGUGGUCUGCGUUCCUUGCACUUGUACAGUUAGAAGUCAUCUUUCUUAUUAGAUACUGUUGAUAGUUAAGCAAAUAGAAUGUAUAUGAAAGGGUACUGUUGGACAAAAUUCUUCAGUUAUUUUAGUAUUUUUCUUCAGGGACUUUUUCUGAGCUUAAUUGAAACAAGUCAAAAAGAGGGAUGCUUUAUGUAUACGUAUAAUGGAAGCAGGCAGUGGUACAUCAUUCUAAGAUUCAGCUGUCUUCUGGUAUUGUAGCUCAAGGACUUAUUGUGAUAUGAUAAUUUAUCGUGUUUAAUAAUCCUCAAUAGUUAUCUCUUCUGCAGAUUUGUCUACUGUAGAAUCCAUGUCAACUUAUGUAACCUCUGAUCUCUUGAAGAAGUCUGUCCUAUGUAUCAAACUCUGUGAAAAAGCAAUCUCUUUUCCUAUGUGUUAAACUGCAACCUGAUUGGUUUAGUAAGUGCUUAUAACAGUGAGCAACGAAUUUUUAUUAACCCUUUGAAUGUCACUUUGAAUAGGGUAGGGAAUGUUGGGAAGAGCAGUGGAUGUUGUUUAUCUCAACUUUUUAAGGCUUUUGUUGUUCUUUCCCAUGAUAUCCUUAUAGUCAAACUGCGUUAAUAUGGACUACAUAAAUUGACAGGUGAAUCAGCUGACCUGCUGAGCUCCAAAGCAGAAAGCCAACAUAACUGAGGAGAGGUAACGAGUGGUUCAGUACUGAGCUCAGUAGUAUUUAACAUCUUCAUUAAUGAACUGGAUCACAGGACAGAGUGCAUAUACAGAACUGGAGUGGCACACAACCGGAUGGUUGUGCUGCCAUUCAGACGGACAUGGACAGGCUAGAGAAGUGGUCAGAGGGAAAGUUUAAGUUUUGUGAAGCUUAGUUAAGGAAAAUGGAAAGUGCUGCCUCAGGAGAGCAGUAACACUGUACAGUAGUCUGUGCUGGAUGCAGAUGGGAUGGACAGCUGCUUGCAGGAAAGGACAUGGGUUUCUGGUGAAUACCAGGAGACUAUGAGCCAGCAGUUCAUCCCAAUAGAAGAGAUGUCCAACUCUUAUUUGGAGGAACAGCAAGUUUGGAAAGGUGAUCUUUCUUCUCUGUUCAGCACGGGUGAGGUUGUAUCUAUCCCAGUCCCUGGAAGUUGUGGAACUUGCAGUACAAAAGAUGUGGACACAGUGGAAAAAGUCCAGCAAAAGGUCUCCAAGAUGAUAAAGGAAAUAGAGUAGCUGACAUACAAGGAGUGGCUGAGACCUGGGAUUGUUCAGCCUGUAGAAGGGAGGAUCUUACCAGUGUUUGUAAUUACUGGGAGGGGAAGAAGAUCAAGACAGACUCUUCUCAGUAUAAAAGAAACAACUUUGUCACUGUAAAGAGGUCCAGCGCUGGCACAAGUUGUCCAGAGAAGAUGUGGGGUCUCCAUCCUCAAAGGUACUUAGAAGCCAUCUGGACAUGGUCCUGUGCAACCAGCUUUAGGUGGCCCUGCUUGAAUAGAGGGGUUGAGCCUGAUGAUGGCCAGAGGACCAUGCCAACCUCAUAAGCUCCUUGUGAUUUUGUAAUACUCAGAGGAAUGAGUCAAGCACUGAUUUAGUGACUACCAUCUGUUGGUUAAAUCAGUUACUGGAAGCAUAUAAAAAUGCAGUUGCUGUGUAAUUCCUCAGUAUAUUCUAUUUACCAUGAUGUUACAGCCAAAAGGGAGGAACAAGGUUAGGUUUUUUUUUUAACAUAGUGUGACCACCACUCUGUCUUGCUCCCUCUGGUAGACUUUGUAUCUUAAUACUUAUAUCCCAGUAUUUCUGCCCAUCCUCUUACUGUGUUCAGUUGUUGUAAGCUAAAUAUUACUGUGGUUCCUUGGAUUAUUACUAUCUACGUAUGACUUUGUCACUCAGACUUUCUUUUCUGUAUUCUAACCAAAUGUCAGUAAGUGUGAUAUUAUCUUCCUGAAUUGCACUGAUGCUGAGAAGAACUGGAAAUCCAUAUAUCCUUCCAUCUUCCAGUGCUUAUUGUUGCUGUUAUUUUUAAUGUACCAUCUUGAAUGACAUCAGACAUAAAGCCAGAAGCAUCACAAUAAAACAUGAAAAUGAAAAAGCAUUUUUAUUGUACUUUUGUAGGGAAGGAUAGUCUUUUGUAGAAAAAGACAUGCCACAUGCAAACUUCUCUAGUUUUCCAGAUGCAAAUGCUGAUCCUUAAUGCCUAAGAUAAAUAAAUGAAUAAAUAAUCCUAGACAAAUGCUAUUCCAAACAAAUGUUUGACAUGUGAUUUCUCUGGUUCCGGUGAAGGGCCAGAAGAAUUUCUUUUGUUUGCUGUCAUCAAUUCUAAUAUAGUUUUUUAAUGGAUGGGUGAUCUUUCUUUGAGUAGAUGAGUAUCAUGUUUUAGAAGUUGAUUCACUUUAAGGACUAAAAAGUUAAAGAGUGCAAAUGGUUUGAACAAAAUGUCUUUAAGGAGCAUGUGUUCUAAAGUGCUUUUUUGUAUGUGCUAGGAAAUCUAAGAGCAUUAGUUUGUCUUGGCAUUUGAGCAAAUUUCUUAUUACAUUCUUGCAGCUGCAAUUUGUGCCCAUAGAAUUCUUCCUGAACGAAACCUAGUUUAUCAAAACAUCUUUUUUUCCUCUUCAGAAACACAACUAACUUCUAAGCUUCUAUUUAAAAAAAAUGAGAAAAGAUAAGCUGAACAUGAAUGAGAGGAGGGAGAUUAGGUUGUUGGCAUUGCUUCAGAUUUUAAUAGGCCAUUACAACUUGUAGCUGGUGCUUGGUGACUCACCUGGAUCACAGCCUUAAUGUGCUGAGCAGUGUACAAAUGAGUGCUGUAGGCGGAGACUUAAUAAUGUUUUUUAUAUGCAACUGGGUGAUUUUAUGUGAAAUGAUAAACUCAAUGAACACGCCUGGAGCUUGUUCGUAAAAGUUCAAAACAUUUUUUCUUCAUGGUGGCAAUAUUUUCAAUAUGUACAUGAUGUUAACUUAGUUUGUGACAUCGUUUGGGCAGCGACCUCUCACGAAAUAUGACCAAUUUAUUUCUCUAAUGAUAUGGGAAGAUAUUUCACUCUGUGAUUGUAAGAUUAAGAAUCUUGGAGAAUCCUGCUUUCCACUCUAUUACUGUAGUACAGGAGAAAUGUUCUCACUCUGAGUAUGUAUGGUCAAACACUCAUAGAGUGCUUUUAGGUGCACAGUAUUUUCACUUCAAACAAGCUCAGAUUUGUCAGUAUUUUUUUAAAAGACAGCCACAAUAAUUGGAUGUGUCAUUGCUCUGACUGCAUUUUCACAUGGAGUCAGAUCCACACUGAGUUCUGCACUCUGUGGAUAGCACUUGCGGGAACUCCUAGUUUGAAGCUUUUAGCUCUAACUGUAAUAAUUUUGUUACAUUUUAGAAACACUGCCACAUGUCUGUCUCAAAUAAUUCUAUAUUUACUUUAUGAACUGCAUAAGGUAUUACAUCAUUUUUGUCUGCAUUUGCCCAAAGUCAAGAAAGCUAGAAAGAACAUUUCAAUGUUUUUAACCAUAUUCUGCAUUAAUUCCUCAGUGAAGGGAACAGAGAUGUUUCAUAAACUCAGCAUAUUUCAUCAGUUUAGCAUACAGAUUGCAGAGGCAGCAGGAUGUUGAUUUGUAUUCAAAAAAUGUAAAUAAGGGAUUAAAUGUUUUUGGAGUGAGUGUUCAGUGCGUUAAGUCAAUUGUUUUGCAGUGCAUUGACUAUCUGCUACUGACUCCUCAAACAUUUUUUCCAUAUGAGUAAAGUUUUUGAUGCAUAAAUUCUUACAGUGGUUUCUGAGCUCCUGUUCCUACAGAGACUGCUGAUUUGGUAAAGGGAAACUUUAUCAAUGAGGGCUAUGUCUGAAUGAGCCAUAUCUUAUCCUCUAAUGCCUUCACUUAUUAAGCUUUUGUGUAGUACAAGAGGUAGUUAUCAUCGUUGCAUCUUUUCCUUUCUUAUUUUUUCCAGGCAACAGCAUCUUCCCCAUUUUCUUGUUCAUGUAGACACACACAGCUUUGAUUGAGGCUUUCUCAUUUCACAUGGCCUAUGAUGACUUCCUGCAUUAAGUACUCAGACAAGUAGAACGCUUGAAAAAUUUUAUUCAAGUCAUUUUCACAUAAACUUGCAACCAUAAUACGGGCAUGUAACACAGGAAUAUGAAAGUGCAAUAAAGAAUAUAAAGCUAGUGUCUGAAUAUU
Molecule: messenger RNA, 6132 nt
Organism: Meleagris gallopavo (turkey)
Lineage: Eukaryota; Metazoa; Chordata; Aves; Galliformes; Phasianidae
Source: RefSeq, a predicted model, not a curated record